AUGUUGUCUGACUUGGUUCGCGAGCACAGCGAGGCAAAGGCCAGAGCCAAGGCCGAAGCUGCCGAGGCCAAGGCAAGUGCUUCACAGCACCUGCAGGAGCUCGCCGCCGCGGUCGUUGCAGACCUGAAUACAGAGGUAUCGCAGGUGUUUGCGAAUCAGCAGCACAUUGACAAGGAGAUCCAAGCCAUGCAAGCAGCCCUGGCCAAACAGAAACGCACGGCGGCAAAGUGGGCCACUUCUGUGAAGAAGUUCAACCAGGCCCUCAAGGAGAUUGGAGAUGUGGAGAAUUGGGCAGCAACGCUGGAGAACGACAUGCGGAAGGUUGUCGACGCCAUCCAAAUUGCAAAGCGAGGUAACAGCAGUCAACAAGCACAACAGCAAGCGCAUGCCCCAGCGGCUUCGGAGCAAGGAGCACAAGACCAGCAGGACGUGCCUGCAAGCACAGCAUGAGCAUGACUGCCCUCCAAGUGCGGUGCAGUGCUCGUUAAAUGCUGUGCAUGGUGUUGACGUAAUGCGUGUGCUGUUUACUAAAUGGCUCGAUUCACAACAACAACACCAAAAGCAACAUGACAACAAUGCAUGCAUGGCCUGUUAGACGUCACAACACACAAUCACACGCGGGGGGGGGGAAGCAACCAUUUUGUGUGUAUGGAGGCAUGUGUGAAUGAAGAUAUGUGCUUGUGUACUCACCCACAUCCUUCCACUUCUUCUUCUUCUCAUUCUCUCCUUAUCCUCUGCUCUGUCACUCCUCCCCAAACACCACCAACCAACCCACCAACCACCUCCCCAUGUGUGCCCUAAAUCUCGGACAUGUCGACAAACACGGCCUGGUCGGCGCCGCUCUCCUCCUCCGAUGACGACUCCCCGCCGGACGAUGUGUCCAGGUCGUACUCCUGCACCUGGAUGGG
Messenger RNA from Salpingoeca rosetta, 908 nucleotides. RefSeq lists its product as uncharacterized. Gene Ontology annotation, biological process: endosomal transport. The transcript has 6 exons. Bases 1 to 450 code for a protein of 149 amino acids. Lineage: Eukaryota; Choanoflagellata; Craspedida; Salpingoecidae. The record is from RefSeq and is a predicted model, not a curated record. Gene Ontology annotation, cellular component: BLOC-1 complex.